This is a messenger RNA of Ruditapes philippinarum (Manila clam), 460 nucleotides long. RefSeq lists its product as uncharacterized. The transcript is spliced from 4 exons. The record is from RefSeq and is a predicted model, not a curated record. The coding region runs from base 73 to 432 and encodes 119 amino acids. NCBI's taxonomy places the organism in Eukaryota, Metazoa, Mollusca, Bivalvia, Venerida, Veneridae.
GAUAAAGAAUGACCCAUCAUAGUUCACAUAGUGUGUAGAGGGUCAUUCACAGAUAUCUUUAGAUUGUUGAAAAUGGCUGGCUUGUUUUCGCUUUGUAUUGUCCUGUCUUUUACCUACCUGGUGAAUGGUGAGACCACGACGCCAGCACCACACCAACAUCAUGAGCACACAGAAAUGGAAAGUUUUUCCUUCCAUUAUGAUGGAGCUUCACAAUUGAUGCUUGUGAUGGUUGAUACAAAGUGUUACAUAUGGACUCUCACCCACAAACAACUACAAGGUGUUCAUACAGACGACGGUCUCCGGGCUAUUGAGCUGAAGGUUUUAGGUGAUAUAAAAGACGCAUUAUACACAGUUGUACCUAAAGUUGUUCUUGCCUCAAGUAUUCAACACGGAUGUGGAAGACACGCGGAUAGUUUCUAUAUUGUUCACUAAAUACUUCAAUAAAUACAUGUGAAUAAAA